This is a messenger RNA of Dentiscutata heterogama, 158 nucleotides long. The record is from the annotation of a GenBank genome assembly. NCBI's taxonomy places the organism in Eukaryota, Fungi, Glomeromycota, Glomeromycetes, Diversisporales, Gigasporaceae.
AUGCAAGCCGGAAUAAUCAUCUAUAAGAAAUUCGAUGAUGGCGGUAUACUUGCCGCAAGAACUACUCGUCCCAAAUCCCAAGUCUCAAUUUUAAUAUUUUGUGAUUGGGAUUUGGGACAAUUUUACUAUGUUUGCGAGAUUUUAAGAGAUUAUAGAUU